AUGCGGAAAGAGAGCAGACGCGAAAGGGACGGGGAAAACAUACAACUAUCAGCUUUUAAGACCCUCUUAGAUAGAAUAUUAGAGGAAUAUAGGUAAGGACUUCACAACAAAGAUUGUAAAAGUCUUCAUAAAGUACAAAUAUGAAGAAAAACAAAAGUCGAAAAACAAAUCAACUUUCCAAAUUUAUUUGAGUUAAAUCAUGCAAUUGUAUUUCUAAUCUUCUUAACUUUGAAGCAUAAUACAUAUGUAUGUUUAAGCGUCGGUGAUAAGUGAAGUAAUCAGAAACAACAAAUCAUAUUUUUGGCAAUUAUUACGUUUUGAUUUAAAAAAAAAUUCAAUCUAAAAUGCAUGAUUUUGUUGGUUAGAGCAGUUUUUAACUAGCUUCCCUUCAAAGUAUUGACAAGCUAACCUAAGCUAAAACGUUCAAAACAUGGCCAGGAAAAUUUUGUUUAAUCAAACAAAUCAAACUUUAGUUUAAGUUAAAUGCGUCUUCGAAGUGUAAACAGAAAAAGAUGUAGGUCAUCUUUGUUACUUACACAGCUUUAUUCAAAUUCAACGAAGCCUCAAGUGUGUUGUGAAGUUUGACCCCAUGGCUGAUAACUCCAACUCCACCGUAGAACCUCGCUUCUGUUUUCUCGGAAAUGAUAAAGAAGUAGAGGUAGCUUUGGCUGUCUUCUAUAGCGUUAUAGCAAUACUGGGAAUCACUGGGAAUGCUUUGGUGAUCAAUGUCGUCCGACAGAACCGUCACAUGCGAACCACUACGAACAUUAUGUUGGUCAAUAUAGCAGUGUCUGAUAUUCUCUCACUAAUCUGGUCUCUUCCAAAGCGUUAUUUCGAUAUCGUGGACGCACACCCUUCGGAAGAAAUGGGGAAGUGGUUGUGCAAGUUUGUGACCGCUAGCAACAUGGCGGCUAUUACUUUGGCGGUAUCCGUGUAUACGUUGAGUUUGUUGGCAAUCGAGCGCUAUCAUUCGCUCGUCAAGCCAUUUCAACCGCCAUGGAUAAAUGAAAAUAACGUGGUCUACGCAUUAGCAGCAACAUGGGUAGCGGCGAGCGUCGCACAGAUCCCAGCGUUCAUUGAAACGACGUUUAAUGAAGUCACAUGCAGUUGUGAAAGUCCGUGGACGAGCAACGACACGGCCCGUUCCAUGCGAGACGCCGUGGUCGUUAUUAUCACGGUGAACAUUUUUUUCCCAAUCAUUAUCAUCAGUUUUUGCUACGCGUUAGUCAUCAACGCACUUCAUUUUAACAAUGAGAACAGCGCAAGGACCUUUGAUCCCAGAGAUCUCCAAUCAAAGAGGAAGAUCGUGAAACUUCUGAUCAUAGUAACAGUUGUGUUUUAUACAUGUUUUCUCCCGUUUGGUUUGUACAUGAUGAUUCUAGCGUCGAAUUACGCGGAUAAGCUCAGUGAUGACGGAAAAAACGCACUUUCGAACGGCUUCGAGGUUGUCAAGCUUCUAAUGUACCUGAGCUCUUCCCUGAAUCCUGUGUUGUACGCAUUUCAAAGUUCUAAUUACAGAAACGGCUUUAAAAUGUCUCUCCCGUGCUUGUUUGGACUUCGCGUUAGAGUUAGCGCGGAAAACAGCCGGCAAGUCAGCCUUGCAAAUAUUCAAGCAUAA
This is a messenger RNA of Pocillopora meandrina, 1618 nucleotides long. The record is from the annotation of a GenBank genome assembly. NCBI's taxonomy places the organism in Eukaryota, Metazoa, Cnidaria, Anthozoa, Scleractinia, Pocilloporidae.